AUGGAAGCAAUUACGCGUAAGCUGCCGCCGAAUCCGCGACAAACCGCCAACAUCGUCUCGGCGCUGACCUUCUGGUGGACGAUCGAUCUGUUCCGAAAAGGGUACAGCAAGGUGUUGGAGCUCCAGGAUCUCUUCCGCCCGCUGGAUGUAGAUCGUUCCGAUGUGCUUGGUGAUCGGUUAGAAAAGAAAUGGUUCGAACAACAAGCCGGACCUGGUCGACCAUCGUUAGUGAAGGCAAUCUUUAAAACUUUUUGGCGGGAAUACGGUGUGCUCGGGUUCAUUACCAUCAUCAACGACAUUGUUAUCCGGUUAGCACAGCCCAUCUUCCUCGGUUGGUUACUGCUUUAUUUCCGGAAGGACUCGGAAGUCUCUCGCGAAAGUGCUUUCCUGUAUGCCGGUGCGAUCGUACUACUGAAUGCACUGAGCGUGAUCACGAUCAAUCAGUACGUGCUGGGUAGUUUCCAGAAUGGUAUGAAGGUACGGAUAGCGGUGUGUAGUGUUAUCUACCGCAAAGCACUUCGUCUGUCGCGAACUGCCCUCGGUGACACGGCUCCCGGCAAGGUGGUAAACCUGCUGUCGAACGAUGUGAACCGUUUCGACAUCGUGUCGGUGUUUUUGCAUUCCAUGUGGUCAGCUCCACUGUUGGCGAUUGUGAUCGGCAUAAUGCUGUACAUCGAGAUCGGUGUAGCCGGUCUGAUCGGCAUGGUGGUAAUCUUCAUCGUAACACCGAUCCAAUCGUACACGGGCAAGCUAACGUCACGCUUCCGGCUGCAGACGGCUUUACGUACCGACGAGCGUAUCCGGCUGAUGGACGAGAUCAUCUCGGGCAUUCAGGUGAUCAAGAUGUACGCCUGGGAGCGACCAUUUGCGAAACUGAUCCGACACGCGCGCCAAAUGGAGCUGAAGAUUGUGCGCAAGAGUGCGUACGUGCGCGGUCUGUACAUGACGUUUCUACUGUUCACCACGCGGACGGCGCUGUUCUGCACAAUGAUGGCGAUGGCACUGCUAGGUGAUGAGUUGACCGCGGCAAGGGUGUUCGUGAUUGCGACGUACUUUGGCAUCCUGGCGAACACGAUGUCGGCCAUGUUUGUUCGCGGUAUUGCGGAAAUUGCUGAAGCGAUGGUAGCAAUGCGACGGUUGCAACGCUUUUUGGAGUUCGAGGAACGUGAAGAGGACCGGGCACUGCCCGACAACAAAAGCCGACUGCUGGCGGAGUUUGGACUGAAUGGAGAUGCGACCGAGAAACAGCGGCUGAUCGAAUCUGAAACUCAGCUCCCACCAACCAUUGCCGUAUCGAUGAAGGACGUAACGGCGCGUUGGGGUGCUGUCCGCAAGCAGGAGGACUUUCCACGAAAGGGCGAAAAGCAACCGAACGGUGGGUUGGCAGUGGCGGGCGGAGAAACGGAUGAUAUACCGCCGACGACGCUGUCGAACCUUAACAUUGACUUCCGUAAAGGCCUUCUGAUCGGUGUGAUCGGACCGGUAGGUGCAGGCAAGUCCUCUUUGUUGCAGGCAAUCUUGCGUGAGCUCCCGCUGGAAACGGGGAGUGUCGUAACGCAGGGCCGAUUUGCGUACGUGAGCCAAGAGCCGUGGGUAUUUUCCGGCACCGUACGGCAGAACAUCCUUUUUGGCCAGCCGAUGGAGAAAGAGCGCUAUGAUUCGGUGGUACGAGCUUGUGCGCUCGUUACGGACUUUGAGCAACUUCCCGACGGUGAUCGGACGAUGAUCGGCGAACGUGGGGCUGCACUGUCCGGGGGACAGAAGGCUCGCAUCAGCUUGGCACGGGCCGUGUACCGGCGAGCGGACGUAUUUUUGCUGGAUGAUCCGCUCAGUGCGGUCGAUGCGCACGUAGGUCGACAUCUGUUCGAUCUGUGCAUUGGUCCACAGGGACGCCUCGGUACACUCCGGACGACGCGAAUACUCGUCACGCAUCAGGUACACUUCCUGAAGGAGGCCGAUUGGGUGGUGGUGCUGAACGAGGGACAAGUGCAGGCUCAGGGUACGCCACACGAUCUGGCUCAGGACGGUAUUGAUUUCGUGGAGCUGGUCGAACGUAAAGGUGACGAUGGCAGUGAACACGACGGUACCGGGGGUGAUGGUGACGGUGGGUCUAUCGGUGGUGGGGGUGAUAAGCGUAGCCGGCGGGAUUCACGUGCAUCGGCCCGGUCGGGUGGAUCUUCUGCCCAUGCCGAACUAAGCGACGAUGAGCUGAAACGCGAAGAGCGUGAAAUGGCAGCUGAUGCGCCGGUCCAGAGCAACAUGGAAGGAACGUCACGAGGGAAGGUGCAAGGGUCGCUGCUGCUGAGCUACCUUGGAAGCGGUGCGAAUGGACUGGUCAUGUGCGGACUGUUGGCACUUUUCCUAGCGACCCAACUUGCCGCUAGUGGUGCGGACUACUGGGUUGCCUUUUGGACCUCGCAGGAAGAACAGCGCAUUUUCCGAGCAGCACAUCAAGAUACCAUUGCGAACGGUACGGCAGCAUCUACGGACGAACUGCGACCAUUACUCAGUACGGAGACCUGUAUGGCCAUCCAUGGUGCACUGGUGGGAAGUAUCUUUCUCAUUGCCAUUACCAGAUCAAUUAGCUUCUACCAGACGUCGGUUCGUGCAUCGCAAAAUCUGCAUGACUCCAUGUUUGCGGGCUGCGUUUCGACGACGAUGCGUUUCUACGACACCAACCCAUCCGGUCGCAUCCUGAACCGGUUCUCCAAGGAUAUGGGCUCUGUCGAUGAGUUGCUGCCGAAGGCGAUGCUGGACGCAUCCCAGAUCAUCCUCAGUCUGUGCGGCACGCUGGUCGUCACCGUGAUCGUAAACCCACUGUUUCUGAUACCGCUCGCUGUACUCGGUGUCAUCUUCUGGUUCGUGCGUCGUAUCUACCUCAAGACAUCGAAAAACAUCAAGCGGCUGGAGGGUAUCACGAGGUCGCCCGUCUUCUCGCAUCUAUCUGCCUCGCUGGCCGGGUUGCCAACGAUACGCGCGUUCGGUGCCCAGGGAGAACUGAUCCGAGAGUUCGAUGCGCAUCAGGACAUUCACACGGCGUCGUUCUACAUGUUCAUCACCGCCAGCACAGCGUUCGGCUUUGCGCUCGAUCUGCUCUGUCUGAUAUUUGUGUUUAUCGUCGUGUUUAGCUUUCUGCUGCUGGAACAGGACACCUUUGGCGAUCGGGUCGGGUUGGCGAUAACUCAAGCGAUGGCCCUGACCGGUAUGAUGCAGUGGGGCAUUCGGCAGAGUGCAGAGGUAGCCAACUUCAUGAUGUCCGUGGAACGAUUGCUCGAGUAUCGCGAUCUUUCGCCUGAAAGGCAACCAGAACGGCCGCGAGCACUGAAUGCUAGCUGGCCGGAAGAGGGUCGAAUCGAUUUUAAGAACGUCACCUACCGCUACUAUGAGGGAGCAUCGGCAGUAUUGCGCGAUCUGUCGUUCGAGAUACGACCACGGGAGAAGAUCGGCAUUGUAGGCCGCACCGGUGCAGGCAAGUCGUCGCUAAUUGGCGCACUGUUCCGGUUGGCACAGAUCGAAGGAGAGAUUUUGCUCGACGGUAUCGAUACGGCCGACAUUGCGCUGGAGAGUCUCCGGUCGAAGGUGUCCAUUAUACCGCAGGAUCCGGUACUGUUUUCCGGCACGCUACGCCGCAAUCUGGACCCCUUCGAAGAUUACCCGGACGUGGAGCUGUGGGGUGCACUGGAGCAGGUGGAGCUGAAAGAGCUCGCCAACACGCCGGCAGGUUUGCAGAUGGCGGUGGCGGCAGGUGGCUCCAACUUUAGCGUUGGCCAACGGCAGCUGAUUUGUCUCGCGCGUGCUAUUUUGCGCAACAAUCGUAUCCUGGUGCUGGAUGAAGCUACUGCCAAUGUUGAUCCAACGACGGAUCGUUUGAUCCAAGACACGAUACGGCAAAAGUUUGCUGACUGUACCGUGUUGACGAUCGCCCAUCGACUCAACACGAUCAUGGACUCGGACCGUGUGCUGGUGAUGGAUGCGGGCCAGGCAGUGGAAUUGGGAACACCGUACGAGCUGCUACAGCUUCCGAUCAGCAUCUUCCGCGACAUGGUGCUCGCAACGGGGCCGACCGAAUCGGAACGUUUGCAGCAGAUCGCGCGACUUAAGCACGAACAAAUAGCGCCCGUUCAGUGA
This is a messenger RNA of Anopheles marshallii, 4128 nucleotides long. Its product is annotated as ATP-binding cassette sub-family C member 4-like. Gene Ontology annotation, molecular function: ATP binding; ATP hydrolysis activity; ABC-type transporter activity. Gene Ontology annotation, cellular component: membrane. Gene Ontology annotation, biological process: transmembrane transport. The transcript is spliced from 6 exons. Lineage: Eukaryota; Metazoa; Arthropoda; Insecta; Diptera; Culicidae. Bases 1 to 4128 code for a protein of 1375 amino acids. The record is from RefSeq and is a predicted model, not a curated record.